AUGAUAUAUCAUGGUGCAUACGCGGGAAUAGUUGGGUAUGAUCUAUCAGUUCAAGCAAAGCAAUACAGCAUGUCAUACAUUUGGAUUGAAAGUGGAUCAGGAACACAACUAAAUAGCAUAAAAGUUGGAGUUGGGGCAGAUGGUUUUAAACGAACUGGAUGUUACAAUGCUAAUUGUCCGGGUUUUGUGCAAGUCAAUAAUAACAAAGAAUAUACUCUUGGAACUGUCAUGAGGCCCACUAAUUCAAUUGGAUCAACUGAAAAAGUUGCUUCUUUUAUCAAAAUCAAACAGGAUCGAUCUACAGGUCAUUGGUGGUUACUUAUACAACAUGAAUCAAUACAUGUUGGAUAUUGGCCAAAAGAGUUAUUCAACCACUUAACUUUAGGAGCAUCAAAGAUUCGAUUUGGAGGUCAAACUCAUGCUUCACCCAAUACGGAUAGUCCCCCAAUGGGUAGUGGAAGAUUGCCUAAAGAAAAAUUUGAAAACUCGUCUUUUAUGGGAACACUUCAGAUUAUAGAUUCACAAUAUAAUGAAGUUGAUGUAAAACCUGAAGACAUGAAGCCAUAUAGAGAUACUAAUUCAGAUUGUUAUGACUUGAUAUACAAUGGUUUUGAAGGACGUCUUUAUAGGCAAGCUUUUCUUUAUGGUGGGCCAAGUGGACGAAAUUGUGGUAUAUGA
Medicago truncatula (barrel medic) is the source of this 678-nucleotide messenger RNA. RefSeq lists its product as uncharacterized. The record is from RefSeq and is a predicted model, not a curated record. NCBI's taxonomy places the organism in Eukaryota, Viridiplantae, Streptophyta, Magnoliopsida, Fabales, Fabaceae. The transcript is spliced from 3 exons. The coding region runs from base 1 to 678 and encodes 225 amino acids.